Molecule: messenger RNA, 1872 nt
Organism: Eruca vesicaria subsp. sativa (arugula)
Lineage: Eukaryota; Viridiplantae; Streptophyta; Magnoliopsida; Brassicales; Brassicaceae
Source: the annotation of a GenBank genome assembly
CAAAUGUUUUAAUACACAAACCGUCCUCUCUUCCAACAGCCACAGAAAAAACGAAACACAUUAAAAUAUCAGUGAGAAUCAAAGAAGAAGAAGAAAGAAGAAAGUUUCUUCUUCCAAGAUUACAUCAAUUGACGCUAACUCCUCAAUUAUUUAACUUGCAUCGCUGGGUUUCUCUGUCUCUUCCUCCUUAUCCAAAACUGUGUAAAGUUUCGAUCUUUCCCCAUGAGAACAACAUAUGUAAUUUCUUGAUUUCCCAAUUGAAUCUGCAAUCUGGGUUUUCGUUUUCCGACCAAACCCAAGAAGAAAGCUCUCAACUUUGGCUCCAAAACCCCACAUGGGAUUGGCACUGAAUACUUCCAGAAGACGAAGAAGAAGAAGAACAGUGUUACCAGUCACCAUCAUCGAGUCUUCGCCACGACUAUGUCCAUAACACAAUCGCUUUUCACAUCCACUACAGAGGAGAAAGAAGGAACCUUCACCACUCUAUGGAUCAAAGAAGCAUUAGACGACCUUCCCCACAGCUUCACAAUCACCGACCCGUUUCUCUCGGGUCACCCGAUCGUCUUCGCCAGCCCCGGGUUCCUCCAAAUGACAGGUUACUCUCUCCAAGAGGUCAUCGGGAGAAACGGGAGGGCCUUUCAAGGGCCCAAGACUAAUCGGAGAUCGGUCAUGGAGAUUCGCGAGGCGAUUCGCGAGGAGAGACCCGUUCAGGUGAGCUUGUUGAAUUACCGGAAAUCCGGAUCUCCGUUUUGGAUGUUGUUUCAUAUGAUCCCUGUGUUCGGGAGAGAGGACGGGAGAGUGAUCCAUUUCGUCGCGGUUCAGGUCCCUAUUACGGGGCGGAAGGUGAGUAAUGGGACGGGUUUGAGGGAGAUGGUGUUUGGUUCUUGUCGGAGAGAGGUUUGUUUGGGUAGUUAUGUGCAUCAGGAGCGAGUUGUGCAAGUUGAAAUGGAUGAACAAGAUUUAGAAAACUGGGAACACUGUGAAGCGAGUGAGUCUGAGAAGCUAAAAUCUGCGGAAGCAGUUAGCAAUGUGUUAGCUGUUUUGACGCGUUAUAGCGAGUUUGCUGGGAGAUUAGUAUGUGGGAAGAGGUGCUGUUUGCGUGGUGCAGAUUGUUUAAGCUCCUCGUUAGUUAUAUCUCUUGGUAGAAUCAAACAAAGUUUCGUACUAACCAAUCCGUGCUUACCGGACAUGCCUAUCGUUUAUGCUAGUGAUGCCUUUUUGACAUUGACUGGUUACAAGAGACAUGAAGUGUUGGGACAAAACUGUAGAUUUCUAAGUGGGGUUGAUACUGAUUCCUCGGUUCUAUACGAGAUGAAUGAGUGCAUCGUAAAGGGAAAAUCAUGCACAGUGCAGAUACUAAAUUACAGCAACAGAAAAGAUAAGAGCACAUUCUGGAAUCUUCUUCACAUAUCACCAGUUCGUAAUGCUUCAGGCAAGACGGCAUAUUUUGUUGGUGUUCAGGUGGAAGCAAGUUGCAGAGAUACUGAAACUAAAGAGCUGAGACCGGAGACAAGGCAACUGAGUGUGGUCGGUGCCGUUAGAGUUGCGGUCAGAAGCUCUUUCAUGGUGACUUGCUAAUGAUACUAUUCGCCACAACAAAAAAAUGCCUUCUAGAGAGAAGUAAAGAGCAUGUGUAAAGUGAAUUCGACAUACAUUUAUAUGAAUCAUAUUGUACAUGAGCAUAUAAAGUCUCUAUUUGAGCUAUCAUUAAAGAAAACAGAGAGAUGGUUAUAGGAAGGAAAAAAUGAUUAGUAUUACUCUCAACAGGCACAACUUGUUUCUUUCCUUGAAGUUUUAAGUAUGUACAAAUUCUUUUGCAAAACGUUUAUGGUUGUGAUCAGGCAGAUGAUAACUUUUAAAAGUUUAAACAGA